UUGCGAUUGUCGAUUUGCCAGUCUCCCAUCUCCUCCUCCGACUACCCGUUCUCUACCUUAUCAGAUCAAGAGGCUCUUGUUGAUGCUCCUGACACCGUGAGGUCUCAAAUGAACUUCAAGAGACUUUCCCUCACUGACAUUACGAUUGACAUCAAGAGGGUCCCUAAGAAAAAGGAACUUCUUGCGGCUAUGGAAGCUGCCGAUGUGAAGAAGAAGUGGGAGAACAGCUCUUGGGGAAGAAAAUUGAUUGUUCAGAAGAGAAGGGCAUCACUCAACGACUUCGAUAGGUUCAAGCUCAUGUUGGCAAAGAUCAAGAAAGUUGGACUUACUCGACAAGAGCUUGCAAAGCUGAAGAAACAGAGUGCCUAAGCAACAUGUGAUACUGAGUUUGCAA
Messenger RNA from Morus notabilis, 394 nucleotides. Its product is annotated as 60S ribosomal protein L14-2-like. The annotation marks the transcript as partial. Gene Ontology annotation, cellular component: cytosolic large ribosomal subunit; ribosome. Gene Ontology annotation, molecular function: RNA binding; structural constituent of ribosome. Gene Ontology annotation, biological process: ribosomal large subunit biogenesis; translation. The transcript has 4 exons. The record is from RefSeq and is a predicted model, not a curated record. NCBI's taxonomy places the organism in Eukaryota, Viridiplantae, Streptophyta, Magnoliopsida, Rosales, Moraceae.